AUUCUCCUUUUUGAUGUUUAAAACGAGACAGCGAAACGUUAUUCCCUCUCACGGUAAUGUAGCUAUAACCGCGAGAAUUCAAAUCCCAGAGUUUUUGGCGAGAUGAGGCCAGAGAACCUUUUGCUUCUGCCCCACCGCAGCGAGAAGUGCACCGUCGGCUGUCCCGUACUGGAUCGCUGCCUCAACGGUGGCGUUCCCUGCCAUUCCAUCACGGAGUUUGUUGGCGAGAGCGGUUCCGGCAAGACGCAGCUCUGCCUCCAACUCGCCCUCUCCGCCCAACUCCCCUCCUCCCACGGCGGCCUCUCCGCCUCCUCCAUCUUCAUCCACACCGAGUUCCCCUUCCCCUUCCGCCGCCUCCGCCAACUCUCAGGCGCCUUCCGAACGUCGCACCCUGACCUCCCCGACCCCUGCGACCGCGUCUUCGUACGCGCCGUCCACUCCGCGGACGAGCUCCUCCACUUAAUUCCAACCAUCGAGACGUUCCUUGUGUACUCUCGAUCUCGGUGGCGGCCGGUGCGAAUCGUCGUCAUCGAUUCCAUCGCGGCUCUCUUCCGCUCCGAUUUUGAGAACACCGGAUCGGACCUCCGGCGCAGGUCGUCGCUCUUCUUCGGAAUCUCAGGCGGAUUGCGGCGGUUGGCGAAGAGGUUUGGGCUGGCGGUGGUGGUGACGAAUCAGGUUGUGGAUUUUAUCGGAGAUGGAAAUGUCAGGGUUGGAAAUUUGAGUGAUGGGCUUUAUUCGUCGGGCCGGCGGGUCUGCCCUGCCUUGGGCCUGGCCUGGGCCCAUUGUGUCAACUCGAGAGUGUUUUUAUCGCGUGAUGAGAAUGGGCCUGUUAGAAGGAGGAGAAUGAGUGUUGUGUUCGCUCCUCAUUUGCCGCAUUCUUCUUCCCAGUUUCUUAUAAAAGGAGAAGGCGUUUUUGGCGUUGAGGAUAUACAGUCCGAACCAGACAAAACUGUUUGACUUGUUUUCACCAUCCAACUUCUACACUCUUAAUAUAUAUGUAUUUAUUAUUUUCACACUGCAAAGUCAAACUAAAUAUUUUUGUUAGGCUAUGUACAUUUGUUUAACACUGUUUUUGUUGUGUAGUGUAUAUAUGUAU
Molecule: messenger RNA, 1096 nt
Organism: Vigna unguiculata (cowpea)
Lineage: Eukaryota; Viridiplantae; Streptophyta; Magnoliopsida; Fabales; Fabaceae
Gene: XRCC3
Product: homolog of X-ray repair cross complementing 3 (XRCC3)
Biological process (GO): resolution of mitotic recombination intermediates; telomere maintenance via recombination; t-circle formation
Cellular component (GO): replication fork; Rad51C-XRCC3 complex
Molecular function (GO): ATP binding; ATP hydrolysis activity; four-way junction DNA binding
Source: RefSeq, a predicted model, not a curated record